AUGUCCGAGAGCAAUCAAGUUGACGAAGAGUUCCAUGAUACUCAAGAGGACUUUGUCAACGAAAAUGAAAACGGAGAUGUGUUGCCAGAAGAUGUAGAGGUAGAAGCUAUUGUCAAAAAUUCUCCUGCCGAGGAAGACCGCACUGAGGAUCAGGUUCCUGAUAUAACUGGUACUGAGUAUAUUGAUCCUAUGACAACAAGCAUGGAUGGAAUUGAAGAACUUCCAAGCAAUGAAGAAACUCAGAUUAUCACCACUGAGGAGAUUCCUGAAGAGACUUCUGAAAAUAUUUUGAAAGAAGAGAAUCCCGAAGCUGAUGAACCCAACGUUGAAGGUGGAGAAGAAGAAAAACCUGAAGCAGACAAUGUCGAUGAAAGCGUGCCUGCUGCUGAGGAUGAAAAUGUGGUGGCAGAUGAAGGUGCGCAACCAGUUGUUGAAGAAUCUUGCAUCUCGAUCGAAAUUGUUGAGCACUCGGAGGCAGAACAGCAAGAAGAACCAGUGAAUGAAGAUGUAGCUGUUGUUCAGGAGGAUGAGGAUGAACCAAAGGUAUUUGAGCUUCAAGCACCUCCUGAAGGAAAGCGACCUCGUUCUUUGAACGAAUUAGAUAAUCCCGCCCCUGAAUCAACAACCGAUAGUGUUCCUGCCACUCCAUCCGCUGACAUGCCAGGAACUCCUGGUUCUGCUCUGCCUGACGCUAUCAACACACCUGCAGCUAUUCCUCAAACACCACGUUCUGCUGUUGGAUCUGGACUUGGUGUAGAUGAUGUUCAAACUCCAAAGAUUUCUGAGCCUCCUACUCCAAUCAGUGAAGCCGCACCUGGAUCAGUCCCUCCAACACCAAAAUCGGCUGCUUUGACGUCAGUCCCCCCCACACCAAUUGGAGAGACACCUGCUACUCCAAAGUCUGCCGUUGGUUCCGUAGUUCCUGAUGAAGAGUUUGCUGACGCCGAAGAACAACAACAGGUUCCAGCUACUCCAGGAGUUGCAUCGGCUGUUGGAUCAGUACCUCCAACUCCAGGAGUUGAAUCUGCUGUCGGAUCAGUUCCACCAACUCCAAGAUCGGCUGUUGGAUCCGUUCCCCCAACUCCAGGAGUGGAAUCCGCUGUUGGAUCCGUUCCACCAACACCUAGAUCGGCUGUUGGAUCCGUUCCUCCUACUCCAAAAUCUGCUGUUGGAUCAGUUCCACCAACUCCCAGAUCAGCUGUUGGAUCAGUUCCUCCAACUCCAGGAGUGGAAUCCGCUGUUGGAUCUGUUCCUCCAACUCCAGGUGUUGAGUCUGCUGUCGGAUCAGUUCCACCAACUCCACGAUCAGCAGUUGGAUCUGUUCCACCGACUCCCAAGGAUGAGGAAUAUGGUACUCCCGCUGGAUCUGUACCUCCCACACCAAAAGAAAGUGUUCCACCUACACCAAAAUCAGCAGUCCCUUCCAUCCCACCUACCCCAAGAACCGCACGCGAUGAUGCUCCUGGCACACCAAAAUCGGCUAGACGUGUAGCCAAUGGAAGUGUUGCCAACGGUAGUAUCCCAGGAACUCCAACAACUGCGGCUUCCGCAAAAUCAAAGAGUGCUUUCAACUUUGACAGUGUUCCUGAAACCCAAGUUGAAGAAACCACAGCUCAAACACCAGCCCCACCCACUCCUCAAGUGGAAGAACCAGAGAAGGAACCCACACCUGAACCAGAGCCAGUUGAAGUAGAAAGCCCUCAGGAGGAACCUGUAGCUGAACCUGAACCAGAACCCGAAGAGUCCCAACCAGAGGAGGCCCCACAAGAGCCCGAAGUUCAAGAAGAGAAAGUUGAAGUUAGACAGGAGACAAAAGAACCUGAACCAGUUUCUAGAGCUGAGCGCAGUCCACCUCCACCAGUUCGUAGAAGUGAAACAAGCGUUGCAGCGAGCGCUCAUGCUCCAAUCGAUCACACCAGCUACGAUAAGGACUCAUUCAAUCAAUUACCACCACCAAGAAUGCCGUCCUCUAGCUCUUUCAACUCUUGGACUCCAGUCGAUCGUAAUAGCUAUACUCCAAUCAGCCCAUUUGUUUCAAACCCAAACAAAUACUCUUCUUCUUACACUUCAAACAGCUAUGCACCAACCAGAAUGUAUACAUCCAUGUUUGAUGAUAUUGUUAGUACCGGUGCUUUCUCAAAUGCUCUCUAUUCAACAACCAGACUCAUUGAACGCUCUCGUAGUCGCGCUAGAGAACGCAAGCAGGCAAUGAGAUCCCAAAGAUCUGCAAGCAACUAUUACAGAUAUUCUUCUCAAUUCCCUGCUCCUACUCGCACUCGUGAGUACUCUACACCACCAUCAAGAGCUGUGAGCCGUCCACCCUCAAGAUCUGGCUCAUUCGUUAGUUUCAUGGAGUACAGCGGUAGCAAAAACUACGAGCUUUCUCGCUCAAAUUCUAGAAGCUCCGUAUACGAUUCAUUGUCUCGCAGCGGAAGCCGAGCUGAUCUGUAUCUCGGAUCAGGACGUUUGUCCCGUGUUGAUAGCUAUGUUCGCGAUCUUCACUCUACUUAUCGUGCAUCGGAUAGUGUUGAAAGAUAUACUCCACGCAGAUAUAACAGUUCUUACAACAAUUCUGCCAAUAUGUCUUCAAGCUUGUAUGAGAGUCGUAUCGGCCAAUUAGAAAGAUCAUUGUCGCGUGAAAAAAUCAAUAGAGAUCGAAUGCGGCAUGAGUACAAUGAAAUUUCAUCAAAGCUGAACCAAGCUGUUCGUCAAAUGGAGCUAUUCCGUUCAAACUCAUAUGCUAAUGUACGAUCAUCGUCAGUAACCAGAGCUAAUGUCUACACUCAUUUAUAUCCUUAUUAUUAA
This is a messenger RNA of Auanema sp. JU1783, 2805 nucleotides long. NCBI's taxonomy places the organism in Eukaryota, Metazoa, Nematoda, Chromadorea, Rhabditida, Rhabditidae. The record is from the annotation of a GenBank genome assembly.